AUGGGUGCAGCGGACAGCAAGGCGGGGGCGGCCGCGAGUCCGUCGUCGGGGGAGAGGAAGGUAAAAUGGAAGGGGACCCCGCCCCCUCCCCAACAGCAGCAGCAGCAGCAGGGAACCCCAACUUCAUCGGGGGGAGGGGGCGGGGUCGAGAGGACCCGCGCCGCGGGGAGAGGGGGCGGGCGAGUCGGGGGAGGGGGCAAGAACGACCGGGUCUACUACGAGAAUCUCAACCGGGCGCGGAAGAACAGCAUCGAACGGAUCAGCGGCAUGCGACUGGCGGGCUGGCUCUCGCGCGAGGAGAGGAACGGGUCGGACGGCCGGGCGCAGCAGCAGCAGCAGGAGGCGCUACGAGGUAUCUCCCGCUCGGCCCCGCCUUCGCCCCACCCCACCGCCUCGCCCUCGCGGCAGCAGCAGGGCGGGUCUUCGUCGUCGCCCCGCAGCUCCGAACAAAACCAAAGAGCGAAGGCGAAGGAGAAGAGAGCGACGAGCCCAUCCCCCAACAAAAAGAACGAAAAGCGAAAGGGCGCGCCCUCCGCUUCGCUCUUUGGCGACAACGCGGGGGACGAUCGCGAAGGUGAAGCUGACGGCAGAGUGUAUCAUAAGGAAGAGGAGGAGGACCGAGUGAAGACGAAGACAAAGAAGAAAAAGAAGAAAACAAAGACUAAGACUAAGACGAAAGCGAAAGCGAACGCGGCGGCGGUGGCGGCGAGCGAGGUCGGUUCGGGGAGCGAUGGGCCGGAGGUGAGGCGGGAUGCGGGCGAUGAGACCAUCGGCGCAUCGCCAUCGUCAUCAUCGUCGUCGUCGGGAUCGCCCAAGCCGGACGCACCGCGAUCGCCCGCAAAGCAGCACAGCAGCAGCGACGGCGGCAAGUCGCCGAGGGUGAAGCGCAAGACGACGGCAAAGAAGAAGAAGAAGAAGAAAACGACGGAGACGGAGACGGAGACCAAGGCCAAGACAAGAAGCGUAGGCGGCAGUGGUGCUGAUGACGACCACCGUGUAGAGAAGACGACGAAGACGGAAGAAGAGGAACUGCGGGAGGCGUUCGAAGAACGAAAGCGAAAACGAAAGAAGAAGAAGAAAAUGGCGAAGCGGAAGCAGCGGGAGGAGGAGGUGCGAUCGCUGGAGCGGUGGGACUCGGACGUGCCGCUGUGGCUGAGCAAGGCCAUCGAGCUCGAGGAGGAGUGGGGCCUGCCCGUCAAGGGCCAGCGCUCGCAGGCGAAAAAUGUGGAGCAGGACGGCGACGACGACGACGAGCUGGAGCUGCUCUUCGACAAUCUGCUCCACGAGGUGACCUCCAAGCUCCAGCCGCCGGCGCCGCUCGUCCUGCCCACCACCUCGACCACCGUGAUGGACCGCGCCACUGCCUCCGCGCUUACGGUCGCCGCCACGCCGCCCACGCCCCGGACGACGGCCGCCGCCACGCCGCGCGCCGAGCCGUCACUCGCCCGACUUCCCUCGAGCACGACGACGCCGCGGCGGGAUGAGCCGAAGUGUGCCUCAGAGCAGCCCAGCGGCGCUCCGCUACCAGAGCAGACCGCGGGCAAGGGAGACGAUGUGGUCGCGGUGGUAAUGGACGACGAUGACGACGCCGACGAGGAGGAGCGCGACCACGACGAAGCGGUGAGGAGCGAUCAGGAAGAGGAGGAGGAGGAGGAGGAGGAAUGGGAAAAGGGACAGGACCCGGCGCUGGAGGAGCGGCAGGAGGAGCCGACAGAGCUUCGGGGCGCGGGGUGUGACGACCCACCGCCAGUAGCACUGCCGGCUCCGGAGACAGGCGACGCGACAGACGAAAAGAAGAACGAAGAAAAAGACGAGCGAAGAAGACAGGCGGAAGGCGCGGCCAUAACGACAACGACGACGACGAUGGCGGCGGCGGCAGACUCGAACCCUCCGGCCGAGCAGCAGCUGCGGGCGAAGCGGGCCUUCUCGCCGCGCAACCGGGAGAGCGUGCGGAACCUGGUCAACCUAUGGGAGCUCCGCGUCUCGCCCGCGGCCUCGCCCGUGCCCUCCUCCGUCGCCUCCUCCCCCUCGCGAUCCACCACCCGACAGAGGCCGCCCGCCGCCGCCACCCGGUUCCUCGACACUCCGCCGGGCUCACCGAGCAUCGCCCAGCGAUUCUCGGACGAGAGCGUGAAUGCGAGGAGUAGCACGAGCAAUCCAGGCUCGCUGGCGUUGGAGGGCCGCGGGCGGGAGCCGCGGAAGGGGGCGAGCCUGGGGCGGCGGGAGUGGCGCAACCUCAACAAGAUCCUGACCGCCAUCGACGAGGGCGACUCCUCCGACGUCGGCUCCAUGUUGUCCGAUCAGCGCAGUGGGUCGGGCCACUUCUUCUUCAAGAACGGCGGCAGCGGCAGCGUCGGCGGGCGAUCGUCAUCGUCGUCAUCGCCGCACGGCUGGCGCGCGUUUGCGCGAAGCGAGAGCGCCAGCAACUUCUCGUCGGGGAGCGACUCGGGUGGUCCAGGCAAAGGCAAGGCCAGCGAGGAAGGGCAGUCCUGCGCGUCGACGUCAGAGAGUGACUCCGAUCGCGAACGGACCGUCCAGCAGCACUCCCAGCAGCAGCCGCUCCCGUCGGGCACCACGGUGCUGCAACUGACCAAGCGCCUCAUGCACUCGCCCACCGCGCCACGAAGCAACGGCGAGUAG
Messenger RNA from Acanthamoeba castellanii str. Neff, 2640 nucleotides. RefSeq lists its product as uncharacterized. Lineage: Eukaryota; Discosea; Longamoebia; Acanthamoebidae. The transcript has a single exon. Bases 1 to 2640 code for a protein of 879 amino acids. The record is from RefSeq and is a predicted model, not a curated record.